Molecule: messenger RNA, 751 nt
Organism: Lolium perenne
Lineage: Eukaryota; Viridiplantae; Streptophyta; Magnoliopsida; Poales; Poaceae
Molecular function (GO): chitin binding
Source: RefSeq, a predicted model, not a curated record
GGUAUCAUCAUCACCAACUCCUCGCCCACACAGUUCCUCCAAGCCAAAUUAAAGAGGUGAAGAAGACGAUGAACAAGGCGCUCUGCGUGGCCAUGGCGUUCGCCUUGGCCUCGGUGGCCGCACACGCCCAGCAGUGCGGCGAGCAGGCCGACGGCAUGGAGUGCUCCGAAAACCUGUGCUGCAGCAAGUACGGGUACUGCGGGCUGGGCGCCGACUACUGCGGCAACGGGUGCCAGAGCGGCGCCUGCCACGCCAGCAAGCGCUGCGGCAGCCAGGCCGCCGGCGUGGCGUGCCCCAACAACUACUGCUGCAGCCAGUCCGGCUACUGCGGGUUAGGCGACGUCUACUGCGGCGCCGGCUGCCAGAGCGGCCCCUGCCAGGCCGGAAUCAGGUGCGGCCAGCAAGCCGGGGGCGAGGUGUGCGCCAACAACUUGUGCUGCAACCGGGACGGGGUCUGCGGCCUCGGCUCGGGUAACUGCGGGUACGGCUGCCAGAGCGGGGCUUGCGUCUCCCUAGGGAUAUGCGGAGCCUGGGGCGUUUGCACCAAUAACUAUUGUUGUGGCAAGCAUGGAUAUUGUGGCCUCGGCGACAUAUAUUGUGGGCAGGGCUGCCAGAGCGGCGCCUGUUAUGCUACUCCAUCUCUCCCAAAAUAAGAUGAUGCAUAUAUACUACUAAUUUUGGUUUUCGUCAAAGUUAAACUUUGUAAACUUCUAUUGAAUAUAUAAAAAAAAUUAUAGCAAUAUCUUUACUA